GAAAUAUUUGUUGUAGGUUUCAGAAAGGGGACAUCUUCUUCGUUCACAAUGAGCUGAGUGAUGGCUGGUUGUGGGUGACUGCACAUCGUACUGGAGAACAAGGGACCAUAUUCUCUGACCUGGUGGAGACCUUAGACGAUGAUAUUGAUCCCAACAUUGUCUUCUCCUGGUUCCACCCUGACAUUACCAAGAGUGAUGCUAUAGACCUUUUAAUUAAAGCUGGCCAAGGUAGUUUCCUGGUUCGUCCAAGCGACAACUCACCUGGCGACUACACGCUCUUCUUCCUUACUAACAACAUCAUUCAGAGGUUCAGAAUAGAGAAGAGAGGAGUAAAGUACCUCAUGGGCGGUAGAACGUUUUCCUGCCUUGAUGCCGUCAUCAACAGAUACAAAACGGAACAAAUUUUAGAGGGUCAUACAUUAGGUAGCCCUGUUUGUAAGCAAUUAAGUUCUGGCGAGCGUCUUGGUCUGCCCAUUGUGCCAGUGAAGGAAGUCGAACAGCCGGAGAAGAUAUAUGCCACUUUAAAUGAGAUUAGAGAAAAGCUGGGUGUCACAAAAUUUAAAGGAAUUCAGAAACAAGGAUGGUUAUACAAGAAAAGCAAGAAAAACAAGAAGUGGAAAUGUUUAUAUUUCGUCCUAACUGAUAUUUUGUACUACUACGACAAUCCAAAGCGCACUAAACCAAGGGCCAAAAUGAUUUGA
This is a messenger RNA of Cherax quadricarinatus, 701 nucleotides long. The record is from RefSeq and is a predicted model, not a curated record. Lineage: Eukaryota; Metazoa; Arthropoda; Malacostraca; Decapoda; Parastacidae.